GGAUGAAACUCGGAGUGUUUCACUUUCACUCCGGUUGGCCCCACGCUGAGUGGAUCCGGAUCGUUCACGAGCUUCGGCUCGUCACCUGACAUCCGCCAAUCAGAGGCCGAGGGAGGCGGCGUCCUGGCGCUAAAGGCAGCGCAAUUAACCAGAGGGGAGCGCAAUUCAAAUCCAAAACAGUUGCGGAGGCGCGCAGCGGCAGGAAACACACACCGACACACUCCGGCUGCCGUAGCGGGUCAGAGAGGAGCGCAGUCCGGAACCUCGGGUCCGGAACCUCAGGUCCGGGUCAUCUCGGAGCGGAGCCGCGUCCUCCCAGUUUGCGCUUUUUUUCCUGGAAGCGGCGCAUCUCCUGCGGACUUGAGGGAGGAAUGCUGAUCUGUGAGCGGAUCGCCGCCGUCCUCAGCUCCCGGUGACUCCCGGCGGGGCUCCGCGCCCUCCGCGGCCGCCCUCCGCGGCUCUCCCCCGGCCUCUCUCGGCUCCAGCGGCCGGUCUUAUGAGCGCGGCGUUCGGUCCGUCCUUCAUGGUGAUGCAGCGGCCACUCGGAAGCACCACCGCCUUCAGCAUCGACUCCCUGAUCGGCGGGCCCCCGCAGCCCAGCCCGGGACACUUCGUCUACACCGGGUACCCGAUGUUCAUGCCCUACCGCUCCGUGGUGCUGCAGCCGCCGCCGCCGCCGCCGGCGCUGCAGCAGGCGCUGCCCGGCGGACACCACCCGCAGAUCCCCGGGCUGCAGAGCGGCUUCUGCUCCAGCCUGGCGCAGGGUUUGACGCAGGGCAUGGCGCUCACCUCCACCCUCAUGGCCUCGCUGCCCGGCGGCUUCUCCCCGUCCCAGCAGCACCAGGAGGCCGCCAGGAAGUUCGGCUCGCAGGCGCUGCGGCUGGAGGCGGAGGACGGGAAGAGCUUCCUGCCCGGGAAGGAGUCCGCGCUGCCGGCCUUCCACGACGCGGACGCGCCGCUGCAGACUUCCACAGCCAGAGUUCUGUCCAAGGACGAGUCCAAGGAUGAGGACGGCGGCCGGAAGGACGAGAGCUUCUCCAUGGACAGCGACCUGGACUACAGCUCCGACGACAACCUCACGUCCCUCUGCCACAAAGAGGACGCGGACGGCGGCGGCGGCCUGGACGACGCGCCGCACCUGCACGGCGCGGCGGGCGGCGGCGGCGGCUGCGCGGCGGGCGGCGGCGCGGCGGGCGGCAAGAACCGGCGGCGGCGCACCGCGUUCACCAGCGAGCAGCUGCUGGAGCUGGAGAAGGAGUUCCACUGCAAGAAGUACCUGUCGCUCACCGAGCGCUCCCAGAUCGCGCAUGCGCUCAAGCUGAGCGAGGUGCAGGUGAAGAUCUGGUUCCAGAACCGGCGCGCCAAGUGGAAACGGGUCAAGGCCGGAAACGUCAACAACAAGUCCGGGGAGCCGAGCCGGAACCCCAAGAUCGUGGUUCCGAUCCCGGUGCACGUCAGCCGCUUCGCCAUCAGGAGUCAGCACCAGCAGAUGGAGCAGGCCCGGCCCUAGGACGGUUCGGACGGGUUCUGAGCCGAACCGGAACAACCAGACUCCUGUGACAUCAUUUGUUUUUGACUCGUUAAAUUAAAAUGUUUCCUCUUCACUCCGUGACUCUGCUGAGACGGAUCUCACUGAACCGUCCGCGGUUCUGUUCGGUUCUUUUUAACGUCUGAGCCCGAGAACGUUCAACCUGCUGAAAGAGCCGCAGUUUUUCACCGCAAAGUGCGCGUGGAGCAGCUGAUGAUGUAAAUACAGACCGGAAGCUGCGCGCGCAGGACUGAAUGAAGCUGCUAACUUAUUUAUACACUGAUGUGAAAACCUGCGAUUAAAGGACGCAAAGUGA
Xiphophorus hellerii (green swordtail) is the source of this 1844-nucleotide messenger RNA. It is a transcript of the gene gbx2, whose product is annotated as gastrulation brain homeobox 2. Gene Ontology annotation, molecular function: RNA polymerase II transcription regulatory region sequence-specific DNA binding; DNA-binding transcription factor activity, RNA polymerase II-specific. Bases 497 to 1510 code for a protein of 337 amino acids. The transcript is spliced from 2 exons. Gene Ontology annotation, biological process: regulation of transcription by RNA polymerase II; regulation of nervous system development. NCBI's taxonomy places the organism in Eukaryota, Metazoa, Chordata, Actinopteri, Cyprinodontiformes, Poeciliidae. Gene Ontology annotation, cellular component: nucleus. The record is from RefSeq and is a predicted model, not a curated record.